Molecule: messenger RNA, 1134 nt
Organism: Iphiclides podalirius (scarce swallowtail)
Lineage: Eukaryota; Metazoa; Arthropoda; Insecta; Lepidoptera; Papilionidae
Source: the annotation of a GenBank genome assembly
AUGGUGCUUAUUAAAUUUGUAUUCUGUUUCGGCUUGAUGCACACAGUUUUAGCGAAAGGAUCCGAAUCACGCGUACAAUGCACACCGGAGUUAAUGGCGGUGACAGUUCCAAUGGACGGCAACAGGAAGAUCUCCUAUCUCGACAACCUCAAAGAUUAUAAGCCGUGUUUGCCCAACAUCGAAAACAAUGCAGCUACCUUCGUACUGGACUUACAGGACCCUCAUAAAUGUGGCGUGACCAGAGUUUUCAAUACAAUUACGGGCAAACGCACAUUUUACCACAAAAUUACGAUUGAACUCGUGGACGGUGGCCGCGAGACUGUAACUGUCAGGUGUAUGGUGACAGGGAAACCGCAUUUGGUGUCAAGGCGGGCCGUCGAACCUUUUCCCUUGGAUUUCGACGAACCUGACGUUCUGAAUAUCACACGAUACGAGGAAGGUCGUGCUCCUGAGCCAGUUUUAGGAGCUGUUGUGAAACAAAACGGAAAACAAGUUUCGGGCGAGAUAUCCGUGAGCCCGGGGACACCGCUGUCUAUGGAAAUUUUCCUGGACAACGCGUCAGCUCCCGUAUACGGAUUACUCGUCAGCUAUAUGCACGUCACCGACACCGGAAAGCAGCAGGAAACCAUUGUUUUUAAUGGUUGCUCUGUGGACCCUUACCUCUUCGACAACUUCGUCACGACGGACGGUGACGUGCUCGCCGCGAAGUUCAAGGCAUUCAAGUUUCCAGACACCACCUACGUGCAGUUCCGUGGUACGGUGACGGUUUGCCUUGACAAAUGCCAAGGGGUUCAAUGCAGUAAUGGAGCUGUGGGAUACGGUAGGAAACGGCGUUCCGCCGCCUCCAGCGCCGAUUCCAACAAGGUGUACGAAGUGUCCUUAACUACCUUCAUCAAAGUGGAUUGGACUGACCCAAACGCCGCUAAGGAUUCAGAAUUCCUCUCGUUGUUGAAGAAUCUGAAAGUUGCAAACCAGAGGUUGGGCGACGUCGACGGCACACCGGCCACCGUCGCGGAACACACACAGGACAACAGACUGGUUUUGCACACACAAGAACACAACAGCUCCAACGUCUUAGUGAACAGCUACAGUUGGCUGCUACUCCUCAUUAGUUUUACAAUACCAUUAUUUUAC